UGAGUCUGUGGCUUUUCCCAGGCCACAUCGUUUCAUCAUGUUGUGGAGCACUGUGUACGUGGCUCUUGUGCUCAUCGGAUGCAGCCAGGGAACAGAUUUCCAUCGAGAUGAAAGUAGAGAGGAGGAGCAAACAGAAUUCAAUUUGGCUUCCACAUUGAGGGGCGGCAUAAGCAGCAGUCGUCACCAUCAGCGAUCCAAUCUCAAUUCGCAGCUAUAUCCGGAACGGACUCAGCCAGGUGUGAAUGGUUAUGGAGUGGCGUCUGAUAUAGACGAGCCGAAUGGUCAUGAAAAUGCUGGCACCGUUUUGGAUGUUCGUAGUGGUCAACCUGCUGCUGGCAGAGUCAAUCCACCAAACAGACCAUUUGUUUAUCCCGCUGCAGGAUCCCCACCAGCCGGUUAUCCUAGUCCGGGUGGAGUAGCUCAUCCAGUUGCUUAUCCUGCAUCGGGUGAAUUACCUCAACCAGCAGCAUAUCCAACUCCAUCAGGCAUCAAUGCUGCACCCAUAGGCCAUUUCGGAGGUUAUCCUGCCCCCUAUCCCACUGGUUAUCCAGGCUACUAUUAUCCUGGAGCAUACUUGCCGCAAUAUCCGACUUAUCAACAGCCAGCGCCUUUGCCAGCCUAUGGGCCAUCGGCUCCUGGAGCCGUAGUCCAUCCAGCUACACCAAUAAGCUAUCAAAACCAGCAACAUUAUCCACCACAUAAUGUCAAUGAUCGGGAUCACUGGGACCAUAGGUUCAGCAUGAACACCGAAUACAAAGAAGACGGCGUACACAAAGGUCCAUUCGGAGUGCUCAACAAUCACAAUGCCUUUGGCUAUGGCAGUGGCUACGGGGGCGGCUACAAUGGCCACUUCAAUUCGCCCGGUCUAUAAGUUAGUCAUAAGCUCGACAGCUGGUUACCAGUGACCACCACUGGCUGAUCUUGGUCAAUAAACUUGAUUUCUGCACGCCCAACCAAAGUAA
This is a messenger RNA of Drosophila willistoni, 962 nucleotides long. Its product is annotated as outer membrane channel protein CpnT. The transcript has a single exon. The record is from RefSeq and is a predicted model, not a curated record. NCBI's taxonomy places the organism in Eukaryota, Metazoa, Arthropoda, Insecta, Diptera, Drosophilidae. Bases 38 to 871 code for a protein of 277 amino acids.